AUGUUUGUAGAAAGUGAAGUUUUUACUGAAAAUACUUAAUCAAACUCACAAUUUAUAGCAAAUAAUUUCUAGUAAAUGGUGAAAGAUGAAUCUAAAAUUAGCAAUAUAAAAGAUACUUAUGUAAAAGAAAAUGAUAUAAACUCAUCAAGAAUUAACGCUGAUGAAGAUAAUAGAUAAUAGUCUAUGUCUUCUAAAUUCUCCAAUCGCAAUACAUCUGCUUCUUCAAGAAGAUAAUCUUCUUAAGUAAGCGCUCCUAGGUCUUCUAGAUCUUCUUCUUCUGGAUCUUCCUGCUCUUCCUCAUCAUCAUAAUCUUCUUCAUCAUCAUAAAGGUCUCGAUCAUCUUCUUCAUCUUCCUCCUAAACAUAUCGCACAUCAAAAAUGAGUAAAAGCUCAAAGAUUUAGGAUAAAAGAGCAACUAGAAAUGAAAAUGAGUCUUAAAAUAGCAAAUGCUUGUACAUAGCGAAUUUAAGUGAGAAAGUGACUGAAUCAAAUUUAAAGAAACUUUUUGAAGAGUAUGGAGAAAUAGAUUAUGUAAAUAUAUGCUAUAAACCUUACAGUUAGUAAUAACAGGGUAUUAAAAUACCUGCUGGAUAUGCCUUUAUAAAAUAUUACAAGGAGAAAGAUGCUUAAAGAGCAUUAAAUCACCUCGAUGAAACAAAUUUAAAAGGAAAAAAAAUAAAAAUUGAAUAUGCAAAAAGAGAGAAGCCCAGAUAGUCAAAGGAUGGACCAUACCAUAAAAUUGGAAAUGUUUAUAAUAAAAAAUAAUCAGAUAAUUAAACAGAGUUAAAUAAAUGUGAUAAGAUGAGUAAAAAGGAUGUUCAAUAUUUUUCGAAUUAUAACCCUUCUGAAUAAAAUAAGUAUAAAAGUCAAAGGCACUACAUAAAGGAUAAAUAAUCAUCCCAAAAUUUAUUAAAGAAAACUAAUUCUGAAUUUGUUGAUAAUAGAUAGAACCUGACGAUGGAUUAAUAAGAUUGCUUUGCAAAUUAAGAUUCCUACAGAAAUAACUAAAAAGCAAACACAUAAGUUAAAUCUAGAAGCCGCAGCAGAAGCAGAACUUUAAGUGAUAAAGUUAUUUUGAUUAUGGACUUCAUGAUAUCUAAAAGCGAUAAUAAGAACUAACAUUAAACAAUCGAUUAGCAUACUGCUACUGUUAAAGAAGAAGAUCAAAAAGUGCUUGAUGAAGCCACUCUCUAGCAUAUUAUGAAUAAAAAUGCAAAUUAAUAAUAAAUAAGCUCAAUUUAUGAAAAUCAAUCUAAAAAUAUACGCCAAAAAACUGUUUAUUCUGAAAAAAGGUAGAUGGAUUAGGUUAACAAAGGAAGCUGUCUCUAUAUUUCGAAUUUAAGCCAUAAAGUGACUGAUUAGCAGCUAAAGAAGAUCUUUAGCACAUAUGGAAGAGUUGAAUAUGCAAAUAUUUGUUACGAGCCAUAUAGUUAGCAGUAAAGAGGAUAAAAAAUCCCUAGAGGAAUAGGAUUUGUCAAAUACGCUAGGAAUUCAGAUGCUUUGAAAGCGAUUGAAGAGCUUGAUGGAAAAAUGAUAAAAAAUAAAGAAAUUAAAAUAAUGCUUUCUAAAAGAGAUGAGCCAAGAGUUUCGCACAAAGGACCCUACUUUGGCAAAAGCCCUAAAAAAGAUAAAAAAGACUCAGAUAGCAAGAAAGAAUCAAAAAGGAUUUAAAAGUAAUCUUCUUAUUAAUCCCAAACUUCAGAAGAAAAUAAUUCGAUUGAAAGACAUAGAUCUAUUAGCAGGGAAUCAUCUGAGUCUAAUGGGGAUUUGACUUUCUAAUAAAAAUAAAAAAACUAAGCUAAAACACAUUAAGGAAUAAUAGAUUAAGAAUAAUUGAAUCUGAAAAAUAAACAAAAGCAUCAAAGCGAUAGUUAAAAUAUAUUAUAUAAUGGUAGAUCUACUCGCCAUUAAAAUAAUAAAUAAAAAAAUUAAAAUGAUGAAAAGGACGAUUAACGCAUCCAUGAAGAGCUAAAUAAAUAGGUUAACCACUUCCAAACUUCAAUAUAAAAUGAAAAAUAAAUGAAUGUGUAAAAUAGAUCUAGAUCAAGAUCUAAUGAAAACUACAAAGAAAAGUAGUAUAAAUCAAACCAAAAGUAAACAAGGUAUAAUCGUUUUAAAUAGCACGGAUAAAGAUCUUCAUCUACUUCUAACAACACAUCAUAAUCCUCUUCUUCUUCGCAUUCAUCGUCAUCAUCAUCUUCUUCUCCCUCAUCAUAACAAUCUAGUCCUAGUUCUUCACCUUCUUAAUUUUCUCGUAAAAAAAAAAAGUAGAGUGUAAGAAAGUAUAAAAAUGAUCAAUCUUCUUAAAACAAUAACAAAAGAUCCAAAAAAAACUCAAAACAAUAUCGAUAAAGGUCUUCAUCAUCUUCUUCAUAAUCUAACAACUCUACCUAAUAAUAAAAUAAAAAUUCAAUUAGAAUAAGAAAUUGA
Messenger RNA from Tetrahymena thermophila SB210, 2430 nucleotides. Its product is annotated as polyadenylate-binding protein. The transcript has 7 exons. NCBI's taxonomy places the organism in Eukaryota, Ciliophora, Oligohymenophorea, Hymenostomatida, Tetrahymenidae. The record is from RefSeq and is a predicted model, not a curated record. Gene Ontology annotation, molecular function: RNA binding.